Molecule: messenger RNA, 2028 nt
Organism: Dermacentor andersoni
Lineage: Eukaryota; Metazoa; Arthropoda; Arachnida; Ixodida; Ixodidae
Source: RefSeq, a predicted model, not a curated record
AUGUGCUGUUCGAUUACACCUCCGUCGCCGGGCAAGACGCCAGGGGCUCCGUCGCCGGGCUCGGGCAAGACGCCAGGGGCUCCGUCGCCGGGCUCGGGCAAGACGCCAGGGGCUCCGUCGCCGGGCUCGGGCAAGACGCCAGGGGCUCCGUCGCCGGGCUCGGGCAAGACGCCAGGGGCUCCGUCGCCGGGCUCGGGCAAGACGCCAGGGGCUCCGUCGCCGGGCUCGGGCAAGACGCCAGGGGCUCCGUCGCCGGGCUCGGGCAAGACGCCAGGGGCUCCGUCGCCGGGCUCGGGCAAGACGCCAGGGGCUCCGUCGCCGGGCUCGGGCAAGACGCCAGGGGCUCCGUCGCCGGGCUCGGGCAAGACGCCAGGGGCUCCGUCGCCGGGCUCGGGCAAGACGCCAGGGGCUCCGUCGCCGGGCUCGGGCAAGACGCCAGGGGCUCCGUCGCCGGGCUCGGGCAAGACGCCAGGGGCUCCGUCGCCGGGCUCGGGCAAGACGCCAGGGGCUCCGUCGCCGGGCUCGGGCAAGACGCCAGGGGCUCCGUCGCCGGGCUCGGGCAAGACGCCAGGGGCUCCGUCGCCGGGCUCGGGCAAGACGCCAGGGGCUCCGUCGCCGGGCUCGGGCAAGACGCCAGGGGCUCCGUCGCCGGGCUCGGGCAAGACGCCAGGGGCUCCGUCGCCGGGCUCGGGCAAGACGCCAGGGGCUCCGUCGCCGGGCUCGGGCAAGACGCCAGGGGCUCCGUCGCCGGGCUCGGGCAAGACGCCAGGGGCUCCGUCGCCGGGCUCGGGCAAGACGCCAGGGGCUCCGUCGCCGGGCUCGGGCAAGACGCCAGGGGCUCCGUCGCCGGGCUCGGGCAAGACGCCAGGGGCUCCGUCGCCGGGCUCGGGCAAGACGCCAGGGGCUCCGUCGCCGGGCUCGGGCAAGACGCCAGGGGCUCCGUCGCCGGGCUCGGGCAAGACGCCAGGGGCUCCGUCGCCGGGCUCGGGCAAGACGCCAGGGGCUCCGUCGCCGGGCUCGGGCAAGACGCCAGGGGCUCCGUCGCCGGGCUCGGGCAAGACGCCAGGGGCUCCGUCGCCGGGCUCGGGCAAGACGCCAGGGGCUCCGUCGCCGGGCUCGGGCAAGACGCCAGGGGCUCCGUCGCCGGGCUCGGGCAAGACGCCAGGGGCUCCGUCGCCGGGCUCGGGCAAGACGCCAGGGGCUCCGUCGCCGGGCUCGGGCAAGACGCCAGGGGCUCCGUCGCCGGGCUCGGGCAAGACGCCAGGGGCUCCGUCGCCGGGCUCGGGCAAGACGCCAGGGGCUCCGUCGCCGGGCUCGGGCAAGACGCCAGGGGCUCCGUCGCCGGGCUCGGGCAAGACGCCAGGGGCUCCGUCGCCGGGCUCGGGCAAGACGCCAGGGGCUCCGUCGCCGGGCUCGGGCAAGACGCCAGGGGCUCCGUCGCCGGGCUCGGGCAAGACGCCAGGGGCUCCGUCGCCGGGCUCGGGCAAGACGCCAGGGGCUCCGUCGCCGGGCUCGGGCAAGACGCCAGGGGCUCCGUCGCCGGGCUCGGGCAAGACGCCAGGGGCUCCGUCGCCGGGCUCGGGCAAGACGCCAGGGGCUCCGUCGCCGGGCUCGGGCAAGACGCCAGGGGCUCCGUCGCCGGGCUCGGGCAAGACGCCAGGGGCUCCGUCGCCGGGCUCGGGCAAGACGCCAGGGGCUCCGUCGCCGGGCUCGGGCAAGACGCCAGGGGCUCCGUCGCCGGGCUCGGGCAAGACGCCAGGGGCUCCGUCGCCGGGCUCGGGCAAGACGCCAGGGGCUCCGUCGCCGGGCUCGGGCAAGACGCCAGGGGCUCCGUCGCCGGGCUCGGGCAAGACGCCAGGGGCUCCGUCGCCGGGCUCGGGCAAGACGCCAGGGGCUCCGUCGCCGGGCUCGGGCAAGACGCCAGGGGCUCCGUCGCCGGGCAAGACGCCAGGGGCGCCGUCCUCGGGCAAGACGCCAGGGGCGCCGUCCUCGGGCAAGCCCCCACGGGCGCCGUCCUCGGGUUCGUGA